CGUCCUCCUCCUCUCACUGCAGACACUCAACAUGCUGUGGACUGUGCUGUUCAGCUGCAGCUUUUAUCUGCACGGCGCUCUGGUUUCUGCUCAAGGAAUAUCCAGAGAUGGAGAGAUUAUCAAACAGAUUAAAGGCACAAACCAGGAGCUUGCAGAAAUCAAAGAACUACUGAAACAACAGAUACAGGAGAUUGUUUUCUUGAAGAACACAGUUAUGGAGUGUGAAGCAUGUGGCAUGAGACCAGCAGAUCCACAGCCUUCAUGUGUUCCCAACCCCUGCCACCCUGGUGUGGAAUGCGUAAUGACAGUCAGUGGUGUGACGUGUGGUCCGUGUCCAGUUGGCAUGACAGGAAAUGGAACUUACUGUACAGAUGUUGAUGAGUGUGCUGUAAUGCCAUGUCACAUGGGGGUGAGAUGCAUUAACACAUCACCUGGUUUUCGCUGUGGCCCCUGUCCCGCUGGAUACAUGGGCCCUCAGGUGCAGGGGGUGGGACUCGCCUAUGCAUCUGCCAAUAAACAGGUGUGCACGGACAUUAAUGAGUGUGAGAACUCAAAUGGAGGCUGCGUGGUGAACUCCAACUGCAUCAACACGCCAGGCUCUUUUCGUUGUGGCCACUGCAAGACUGGUUUUUCUGGGGAUCAGGUGAAAGGCUGCAAACCUGAGAGGGCCUGUGGUAAUGGUCAGCCCAAUCCUUGCCAUGCCAGCGCAGAAUGCAUUGUUCAUCGUGAUGGACAGAUUGAAUGCGCAUGUGGAGUUGGAUGGGCUGGGAAUGGAUACUUAUGUGGAACAGACACUGAUAUUGAUGGCUUUCCUGAUGAAAAGUUGGAAUGUGUGGAAAGAAACUGUGCAAAGGACAAUUGCCUCACCGUUCCAAACUCUGGCCAAGAGGAUGCAGACAGGGAUAACAUCGGUGAUGCAUGUGAUGAUGAUGCAGAUGGAGAUGGGAUCCUAAACACAGAGGACAACUGUGUGCUCGUCCCCAACGUCAAUCAGAAGAACAUUGAUCAGGACGAUUAUGGAGAUGCUUGUGACAAUUGCCGUCUGGUAAAAAACAAUGACCAGAAAGACACGGAUAGUGACGGUCAGGGUGAUGAAUGUGAUGAUGACAUUGAUGGAGAUGGAAUCAAAAAUGAUAAAGAUAAUUGCAAAAAGGUGCCAAACCGUGACCAGAAAGAUAGAGAUGGUGAUAACGUUGGUGAUGCUUGUGACAGCUGUCCCUACAUUCGCAACCCUGAUCAGAUGGAUGUGGAUAAUGACUUGAUUGGCGAUCCUUGUGACACCAACAAAGAUAGUGAUGGAGAUGGGCAUCAGGACUCUCGAGACAACUGUCCUGCAGUUAUCAACAGUUCCCAGCUGGACACGGACAAGGAUGGCAUUGGAGAUGAAUGUGAUGAUGAUGAUGACAACGAUGGCAUUCCCGAUCUCCUUCCACCCGGUCCCGACAACUGCCGUCUGGUUCCAAACCCACUGCAGGAGGACUUAGAUGGUGAUGGGAUUGGGAACGUUUGUGAGAAUGAUUUUGACAAUGACACAUUUAGUGACAUCAUUGAUGUUUGUCCUGAGAACGCUGAGGUCACUCUCACUGACUUCAGAACCUAUCAGACUGUGGUUCUGGAUCCAGAAGGAGAUGCGCAGAUUGAUCCAAACUGGGUGGUGCUCAAUCAGGGAAGAGAGAUUGUUCAGACCAUGAACAGUGACCCUGGACUGGCUGUAGGCUACACGGCAUUCAAUGGUGUGGACUUUGAAGGGACGUUUCAUGUGAAUACUGAGACGGAUGAUGACUACGCAGGCUUUAUCUUUGGCUAUCAGGACAGCUCGAGCUUCUAUGUGGUGAUGUGGAAGCAAGUGGAGCAGAUUUACUGGCAAGCCAAUCCUUUCCGAGCUGUAGCUGAGCCUGGUAUCCAACUGAAGGCAGUGAAAUCAGACACGGGACCUGGAGAAAACCUGCGUAAUUCACUCUGGCACACAGGUGACUCGACAAACCAGGUGAAGCUCUUGUGGAAAGACUCCAGAAAUGUUGGCUGGAAAGACAAGACCUCCUACCGCUGGUUCCUGCAGCACAGACCCCAAGAAGGCUACAUCAGGGUUCGGUUCUAUGAAGGUCAGCAAAUGGUAGCAGACACAGGAAUUAUCAUUGACACAACCAUGAGAGGAGGCAGACUGGGAGUUUUCUGCUUCUCCCAGGAGAACAUCAUCUGGGCGAACCUGCGCUACAGAUGCAAUGAUACAAUCCCUGAGGACUUUGAGACAUUCAGAACCCAGCAAAUCCAGCUUUUUUAAACCGAAUCUCAACAUCAUCAUUUUUUUUUUUACACGAUUAAUGAAUUUGAGUUGUAUAUUUCUGUCUUGUGUGUCAUAUUUUAUACUCCAUUUUUUUUUUGUACUUUGCGAACAUUAGUUAACUAGCUUUCUUCAUAACCCCCCUAAUGACAGACAUAAAUUGAUGACACCGCAUUAGCACUGAGGUCACAAACGCCAAAAUUUAAAUAUAUAUAUAUGUAUUUUAAAAACACGUACAGAAAUACAGGUUACAAAAUAUAAAUGAUAUAACAAGAAGGCUCUGAUAUAUGCAGCUGAGACAUCAUGCACAUCCAUAUUUAGCAUAUUUUUCUGAGAAAGGAAAAGGACCAGCAAAACGACAAAGACGAAAAUCAGUUCCUUCUACAAUCAGUUACCACAAAUAGGAGACAAAGAUGACCACACCAGCACAGCGACUAUAGAACUGGGCGUCUGGAUAGAUCCAACCCAAUAAAAGUUCUAGACAACCACAAAUUAUAUGUCCUAAUAUACCGUUAACUCCAAUAAAGAGCGAGCACUGUUUAUGCCCACUAAAUGAGAGAUCACAAAAAUUUAACGCGCAUUCUGUAACCUAACACGCUCAUCUGCGGUUUGUUUACAGUGUCUUUUAAUACUUGUUAAACCUGCCUUAAGUGAGAUGACAGUUGACAAAAUAAAAAAUAGAUCAUCUUCACAGAAAGAAAUCAAAGUGGAUGGCACUUAGUUUAUGCUAAUGCUAUGAUUUACGGGGAAGGGUUGUUAUACAGUACUGCUCAGCUCUAUCCUAUGGGUCACUAUCAUUAUGUUUAUCAAGGAAUACAUCCCAUCUAGUCAGCUACGUCCUUAUUAGUCUUAAUGGUACGGACAUGGUAAUCAUGGUAACUAACUGCUCAGCAGUUCUAUUAAGGCUUAAAGAGGAAUUUACUCUAAAGGGGGUUUGCUCUCACACAAAUAAUCAGGACACAAAUAAACGAUUCCAACGUACACGUAAGUGCUGCUAGCUAAAACCGCCCCAGUUUGGCUGCAUGCUGCAUGUGCAUCAACAACAGAUUAUUUGACCAAUUAACACAUGCAGUCUGCCCACAUCUCCUAAUGUUUCACAUGUUAAAGCAACAAACAGACUGAGCCCUUUUUUUCAGUUUGCAUUGGGAAGUCACUUAUAUACGCUUCCAGAAUUGUUCUCCCUCUGAAUUAUCAGUGCAAUACAGAAAACAGUUCACAAAGAACACCUUCACGAUAAACUGGGGGCAGGGAAAUGCACGUACAGGGUUGAACAGUCGGCAUUCUCAGAAGGUUAAACAGUCCAGGUUCCGUGAGCAAAGCUGCGGCUGAAGUUUUCCAAGAGCAACAGCCAGAAGAUUUCGAAGAAAUGCACGUACAUCAGUAUGAAAGCUGCCGUAUCUUAGAGAUUUCUGACAGGAUUUCAAACGGAAACUCAAGAUGCAAAGGCCGAGCGAAUCGACGGGCCAGGGGAAUGAGCCAACUGAAAAGAUCAAACCAUGCUACAACCGUGAUGAACGGGAAAAUGCUACCGUGACCAAAAACAAAAAACAGCAACAGAACAAAUCAGGAAAAAAAAAAAAAAAAAAAAAAAUAGAUAAAUAAAUA
Labeo rohita (rohu) is the source of this 3886-nucleotide messenger RNA. It is a transcript of the gene comp, whose product is annotated as cartilage oligomeric matrix protein. The record is from RefSeq and is a predicted model, not a curated record. Gene Ontology annotation, biological process: cell adhesion. Lineage: Eukaryota; Metazoa; Chordata; Actinopteri; Cypriniformes; Cyprinidae. Gene Ontology annotation, cellular component: extracellular region. Gene Ontology annotation, molecular function: calcium ion binding. The transcript has 19 exons. The coding region runs from base 32 to 2281 and encodes 749 amino acids.